Messenger RNA from Triticum aestivum (bread wheat), 2193 nucleotides. Its product is annotated as S-type anion channel SLAH2-like. The record is from RefSeq and is a predicted model, not a curated record. The transcript is spliced from 2 exons. Gene Ontology annotation, molecular function: voltage-gated monoatomic anion channel activity. The coding region runs from base 76 to 1998 and encodes 640 amino acids. Gene Ontology annotation, biological process: transmembrane transport; intracellular monoatomic ion homeostasis. NCBI's taxonomy places the organism in Eukaryota, Viridiplantae, Streptophyta, Magnoliopsida, Poales, Poaceae. Gene Ontology annotation, cellular component: membrane.
CACCACCAUCUCGCACGCGUCUUGGGAGCUUUGCUGGCUUCGGCGGUGGAGACGAAGAAAGAGAGAGUUGUUGCCAUGGCGACAACCGAGGUCAGCAUCCAGAUGGCGGGGGUACUGGACGGCCAGCCGGGGUGUGCUCCGUCCCCCGAACCGCUUCUCCUGCGUGUCCCGUCGCAGGCCGCCGGCGUUUCUUCGAUGGAGGCUGCGGAUGCCGUCGUUUCCGGCGGCAGGACCACCAAGAAAGCGGCCGCGGCUGCUUACGCUGAGACGCCGAGCUCUGUCUCGUUCAGCGUGCCGGGUUCCCCGUCGGGACUCCACCUCGCGCAGAUCGGCAUGCCGCCGUCCGUCCGCGACAACGUGGGCGCCCCUGCGGUGCCGCUGAGCGAGUCGAAGGUCGAGCGGGUUCACCACCCGGCCGUGCCACCGAGCGUGUCGAUGGUCGAGCGGGUUCACCACCCGGCAGUGCCGCAGCUGCUGAAGCAGGCCCGGCACCACUCGCAGCCGUCCUUGGUUGUUAGAGUCGGCGGCGAGGUGCCGGCGGUGCUGCGGAGCGACAGCAUGCGGGAGCGAGACCGGCGGUUUGACCAAUUCAAGACGUUCUCUGGCCGCCUUGAACGACAGCUCUCCAGCCUCCGUGGGGUGCCACAGAACACCGACGUGGAAAAAGGUGCGGCAUCAAAGAUCUCAGAGGAGGACACCGACGAGGACGAUGAAGUGCCCACCGCCGACCGCUACUUCGCCGCGCUCGAAGGACCCGAGCUCGAGACACUUCGGUCGACAGAGGUGGCCGUGUUGCCUAAGGACGAGACAUGGCCGUUCCUGCUCCGAUUCCCCAUCAGCGCCUUUGGGAUGUGCCUUGGCGUGAGCAGCCAGGCCAUGCUCUGGAAGACCCUUGAGUCGGAGCCCUCCACCAAGUUUCUUCACGUGCACCCUGCUACCAACCACGUCCUCUGGUGGAUCUCCGUCGCCCUCAUGGUCGUCGUCUCCAUCACCUACCUUCUAAAAGUCGUUUUCUACUUCGAGGCCGUCCGCCGCGAGUUCCACCACCCCGUGCGCGUCAACUUCUUCUUUGCGCCAUGGAUUGCCUGCCUUUUUCUUGUCAAGGGUGUGCCGCAUCCGGUCUGGGAGAUCCACCACGCCGUCUGGUACUUGCUCAUGGCGCCCAUCCUGUGCCUCGACCUCAAGAUCUAUGGCCAAUGGAUGUCUAGUGGUGAGCGGCGCCUCUCUAAGGUAGCCAACCCAUCCAAUCACCUCGCGAUCGUCGGCAACUUUGUCGGCGCGCUUCUCGGUGCUAGGAUGGGCCUGCGGGAGCUGCCCAUCUUCUUCUUUGCCGUCGGGUUGGCCCACUAUGUCGUGCUAUUCGUCACUCUCUAUCAGCGGCUCCCCACGAACGCGCAACUCCCCAAGGAGCUCCACCCAGUGUUCUUCCUUUUCGUCGCCGCACCUAGCGUUGCUUCCAUGGCAUGGACGAGGAUCUGUGGAGAGUUCAACGAUGGUUCCAAGCUCCUUUACUUCGUCUCGCUAUUCCUCUACGUGUCUCUGGUGGUGCGCAUCAACAUCUUUAGGGGCUUCAAGUUCUCACUGGCAUGGUGGGCGUACACAUUCCCGAUGACGAGUGUGGCCUUGGCGACGGUGUUAUAUGCAUCUGAGGUAGACAACAUGCUGACACGGGCACUAGCGGUCGGGUUGUCAGGGAUUGCCGUUGUCACGGUCACCGGCGUGCUAGCCACCACCAUGUACCACGCCUUCGUGCGGAAGGACCUCUUCCCCAACGAUGUAUCCAUAGCCAUCACGCGACGAAGGCCCAAGUUUAGCAAGAUCCUCGCGCACCUUCGGUCGUCGAGCUCUGAUGUCAAGGAGCUAAUUCUCUCCAUCCCAAAUUUCAGUUCCAAUUCCAAGCAGGGCGCAUGCUGCGAUGACGCCGGCUCCAGCUACAAGACGAGCGGCAGUGUCGGCGAGUCUCCUGUGGCACACGAGCACGGAAGAGCAAAGUGUUAGGAGGUCCAUGCACGACAUGGUGCAUGUAGGCACGGCUAGCUUAUGUUGAUUAGUAGUACUUGUACAGAGUUCUCUGCGUUUUUUCUUCAUUCUUUUUUUUCUUUGUGAACUUGCUGCAGUACAUAGUUGAAGAUUGGGAGUGGUAUCCGUGAGCAAUUUACAUUGCGAUGAUAGUGAUAUAAUUGUCGGGCUUAA